GGCGGAGCGGACAGCCGGCUCUGCUCGGCUCCGCGGUGACUGACAGGAGAAGCGUCGCGCGACUGGUGGCUAACGACUACGCCGAGUCACAGAGGAGGAAAAAACCCCACAAAACAACACCCGCCGCCCGGGACCCGGCCCUUCUUCACCCCGCCAGAGCUGGAAUGCACCGCCGCCGGUAGAAGUUACGUGUGUGCGGACUGAUUUGACGUUUAAAAGCGGGUGUUCAGGGGGGAUGGGAGAUGAUGGAGGACAAAGGCCCUCGUGUAGCCGACUACUUUGUGGUGGCUGGUCUGACGGAUCCGUCCAAGCCGUUGGACCAGGAGAUCCACUUCGACGACGUCUGCCACAAGACGGCCCGGCCCAAGGCUCCCAUCACGGAUGUUGCCGUGGUGAUCCGCUCGCUGGGUGAAGAGGUACCGCCCGGAUUCACCUGCAUCGAGACCACGCCCACCGGCCUGUCAGCUGACCUGAACAACGGCGGCCUCAUGGCGCCGCAGAUCUUCCUCUGCUACAGACGAGGUCGAGACAAACCACCGCUGACUGACCUGGGAGUUCUGUAUGAGUGGAAGGAGCGUCUGAAGCAGGGCUGUCACCUCAUACAGACCACGCCCUCAGGACGUCCUGCCAACAUCAGCGGCAACUCGUCCCAGAGGAUCUACGUCACAUACCGCCGGGCGCCAGAGAGCCAACCGCACGCUGCUCUGGCCGUGACCGACAUCUGCAUCAUCAUCCCGAGCAAAGGAGAGACACCUCCACACACCUUCUGUAAAGUGGAGAAGAACCUCAACAGCAGCAUGUGGGGCUCCACUGUCUACCUGUGUUACAAGAAAUCUGUGGCCAAAACCAACACAAUAGCAUACAAAGCAGGUUUAUUCAGCAGAUAUCCAGAGGAGGACUACGAGUCGUUCCCUCUGCCCGAGUCGGUUCCACUCUUCUGCCUCCCCAUGGGCGCCACCAUCGAGUCCUGGCCUGCCAACACCAAGUACUCCCUCCCAGUUUUCUCCACCUUUGUCCUGACGGGGGCCUCUGGAGAAAAGGUUUAUGGAGCUGCCAUUCAGUUCUAUGAGCCCUAUCCACCAGAGUGUCUGACGGAUCAGCAGUUGUCACAGCUGGGUCUCCUCAACCCAGAUCCUCAAAAACCCUCCAGCACCAGCAGCUCCACCUCCAGCUCCAGCUCCAGCUCCAGCUCCAGCUCCACCUGCUCCAUCUACACCAACAAGUGUAUCUGCCUUCUCUCCCAUUGGCCCUUUUUUGACGCUUUCCGAAAGUUCCUCACAUUCCUUUAUCGCUACUCCAUCUCUGGGCCCCACGCCCUCCCCAUCGAGAAGCACAUCUCUCAUUUUAUGCACAAAGUCCCGUUCCCGUCAUCUCAGAGGCCUCGCAUCCUCGUGCAGCUCUCCCCUCAUGACAGCCUCAUGCUGAGUCAGCCGGUGUCGUCGCCAUUACCGCUCAGUGGAGGCCGGUUUUCCACGCUGCUCCAGAACCUGGGACCAGAGAACGCCGUCACUCUGCUGGUGUUCGCCGUCACUGAACAUAAGAUCCUAGUCCAUUCAUUACGGCCGGCGGUGCUGACCAGCGUCACCGAGGCUCUGGUGUCGAUGAUCUUCCCCUUCCACUGGCCGUGUCCUUACAUCCCUCUGUGUCCCCUGGCUCUGGCCGACGUGUUGAGCGCCCCCUGCCCGUUCAUCGUCGGGGUCGACUCCCGGUAUUUCGACCUUUACGACCCUCCGCCGGACGUGAGCUGCGUGGAUCUGGACACGAACACCAUCUUCCACAACGAAGAUAAGCGAGCACUCACAUGGAAGAUCCUGCCAAAGAAAGCCUGUAAAAACCUGAUGAAUGUGCUGAGCAAUCUCCACCAGCAACUGAUAGACGGUCAUCAGUAUCGGCCUGAUGGGCUGCUGGAGCUCAGCAUGAGUGACUCCUCAGAGCUGAGCUGUGGGAAAAGCCUCCACACUCUGGAGCUGGAGAUCCAGGAGGCCUUCCUGCGCUUCAUGGCGGCCAUAUUGAAAGGAUACCGCUUGUUCCUGCGACCCAUCACACAGGCGCCGUCGGAGAAAGCAACGGACGCCAGCUCUCUGUUUGACCUGCAAGGGUUCCUGAAGAGCCGUGACCGUUCCCAUCAGAAGUUCUACACUCUGAUGACCAAAACCCAGAUGUUCAUCCGCUUCAUCGAGGAGUGUUCGUUCGUCAGUGACAAAGACGCCAGCCUGGCUUUCUUUGAUGACUGCGUGGACAAACUCUUCAGCUCAGAGCGGAGUUCAGACAAAGGAGGCAAGGUGGACGGGGACAGACCGGAGGAGACCAGGCUCAUAGAGAUCGAUGAGUCCCAGCGCAGUGAACACACGGUGUUCAUCACGCCUCCAGAACUGCCUCCGCUGCCUGAAGGAGAUGAACAUCCACUCUGUUACAGGUACGACGGUUUCCCAGUGUUAAGUCUGGACCUGUUUGACCCGGUGGAGGGUCUGCAGACGCCAUGCUCACGGCUCACGGCUCGACACAGCUGUCCCACAAGCCCCGCCCCUAUGUUCAGACGGACCAAACAGGAGAUUAAAUCAGCUCAGAAAAUAGCCAAGAAGUACUCGUCAGUCCCUCAGCUUUGGUCCAAGUGCCUGCUCCGUCACUGCUAUGGCCUGUGGUUCAUCUGUCUGCCAGCCUACGUCAAGGUCUGCCACUCCAAAGUACGAGCACUGCGAACCGCCUACGAUGUCCUGAGGAAGAUGCAGGCCAAGAAGCUGCAGCCUCCGGACGAGGUUUGCUACCGGGUGCUAAUGCAGCUCUGUGGACAGUACGGGCAGCCUGUUCUGGCUGUUCGAGUCCUCUUUGAGAUGAAGAAGGCAGGAGUCCAUCCAAACGCCAUCACGUACGGUUACUACAACAAGGCGGUGUUGGAGAGCACAUGGCCUUCGAGCACCAGAGGCGGGUACUUCCUGUGGAUGAAGCUGAGGAAUGUGGUUCUGGGCGUGGCUCAGUUCAAACGGGCAUUGCGUCGCCAUGGACCUCCGAACCAGAGCCCUCUGUCAGACGGCAGUGACCUGGACGCUGUGAGUCACGGCAGCUUGGACAGUUCGGCCGACACCAACCCGACCGACGCCGUCAGACCCGACCACACCGACGAUAGAUCCAGUACAGUCGGCCGUAGGGGUGGCGUUGUGGGCGUCGGGGGCCCGGGGGCCUACUCACACUGGGGGGACGCCACCCUCCACUCAGGAGAUCAGUCAGAUCUGGGUUAUAAUUCGCUGUCCAAAGAAGAGGUUCGAAGAGGAGAUCCUGGUGCUCAGGACAAGGAUGACAAGAAGGAGAGCGACUGCAGUUCCUUGUCGGAGACAGAGAGCGCCAAGGGGAGUAAAGACCACCUGCCUCAGCUGGAUGUCGAAGCCCCCUCCUCCUUCAGACCAAGAGGUAUCGUACGCAGCAGCUAUCCCUACGACGAUUCAGCCGCCAAGCCCAAGAGUUCAGCCAGCACAGGUCACGUCGCUGGCCUCCUCUUCACCUCAUCCCUGGAUGAGAUCGGUGAAGUCCAGACCAACAGUUUACUCCGCAGACAUAAGAGCACGUUGGAGGAGGUGGUGGGCAGCGCCAACAGCGGCUCCACCCUCGAAUGGCAGGGGGUCAGAGGUCGGCGUUUGAGCGGGGACACAGUAGGCAGCAGUGGCAGCGGAACCACCGUCCUGGGUCUGGGUCUGAACCAGGCUGAGACCGACCCAGAUAAGAUCGCAGGUCACAUGGGCGCCGACGCCAAAAUCCUGUCCAGCGCCAAUUUACGGAAAAGUAAGAGGCCUCAUUCUCUGAGGUUAGAUGAAGUCGGAGCAAGCAGAGGUCAUGACCACGGGGAGGAAGACGAGGAGGCUGAGGGACCAGAAUGGAGUGAUGAAGACAGGGGCAACACAGAGGCCAUCUUUGACCUGGAGGACAUUGACCUGGACCAACCGGUCCCUCUGGUCCGCUCACAGAAAACCACCAAACCUCAGAAGAAACCGGUGGAACGGAGUGCCAGCUACAGCGGCAUCGGCCUCAUGACGCCCAGAGGAGCAGUGAAGCGAACGGGGAUCGAGACUGGAUUUGACCCUCUGUCCCUGCUGGCAGCCGAGUCGGACCAGCACCACGAGGACCAGGACCCGGACAGCGAGGAAACCAGGACCCCCAGUGCCCGCAGACACCUGGCCAGAGAGAUCGAGCUGUACAUGAACCACAUGGGCAGUCCACUGAGCAGCCGCACACCCAGCCUGGACCUGCAGGACCCGGCCAGCCCCCGCCUCCUGACCACCCCCCGCAGGUCCAGUCUACCCCACAGCUCCCCCCUCAGGACCGGAGGGGUACCGCGCUCCAGCACCUACCACCCACCCUCGCCCUCUCAGCCCAUCUCACGGCAGCGGCUGUGGUCGUCGCCGCCGCGCCGCAGCUCCAGCACCACACUGAGCCCCAGUCCCCGCCCCAGCCCUCGCCCUAGUCCCCGCCCCAGUCCGUACAGGGACCGGAGUGUGGUCUCCCCUUCACCCUCCUCCUCCUCCUUCAACCUGGACACUCUGAUCACACCGACCCUGGAUGUGUUCAAAACCAGCAUGGUGUCUGCAGGGAAGGGCGUGGCCGAGAAGGCGAGCCGCUGGUACUCCCGCCUUGCCACUUACACCACGCCCACAAAGGACACUCUUGGUGAUCGUCUCAGCGUGUCCUCAUUCGACCCUGACUGCUCUUCGCUGCUGGAUGAGGAUGACUGUGGAGAUCCAGACGGUGUAAGGGUCUCUGGACAGAGAAACGGCCCCAUGGGGCCCCCUGGACCCCGCAAGAGCCCCAGACGAAGCCCCCUCCGCAGCCCCACCACGAGGUCCAGUCUAGGACGACCCACGUCACUUCUUCCCGGGGGCGUCCUCUCCCCACCCUGCUUCCCUCUUCCAGACAAGUCUGACCUCGGCUCUUCACGCUACACGAGCAACACCAGCAUCUUCAACAACUAUGCCAUGGAGCUGUUGAUCUCCAGCUGUUCUCGCUGUAAAACAUGUGACUGUCUGGUUUACGAUGAGGAGAUCAUGGCCGGUUGGACGGCGGACGACUCCAACCUGAACACCACCUGUCCCUUCUGUGGAAACCCCUUCCUACCUUUUCUCAACGUGGAGAUCAGGGACAUGAGAGGACCGGGCAGGCUGUUUCUGAAGGGGAGUCCAUCUGUGGAUGAGGCCAUGACCUCCUCGUACUCUACAUCUACAGGUUUGGACACCGGGACGUCCACCCUGUCCACUCCCUGUCCUACGACGGCCGUGUCCCCCCCAUCCCCCGUCAUUGCUGUCCAGGCGACCCCAGGAGGGGGCAGGACUCGACAGUCCAGAGCUAAGGGAAUCGACAUCCCCUCAGAGCGUCGACAGGGGGCGCUGUCGCCUGGAGCGCCAAUGGCUCGGAGCAUCAGCGCCUUCGGUCCGAUGGACGAUGUGUCCCAGGUCAACAGAUGUGUUCCCACGUCCGGCAGCCUCCCCAGCCGCCUCAACGAAACCACCGACCCUCUGAGUAUGGACUGGCGGCUCCACAACCCAGAGCCGGUGACGGUUCCUUAUCUGAGUCCUCUGGUGCUGUGGAAGGAGCUGGAGAGUCUCCUGGAGAACGAGGGCGACUCUGUGAUCACCGAGGCCGACAUGGUGGACCAUCACCCCAUCAUCUACUGGAACCUGGUCUGGUACUUCAGACGCCUGGACCUACCCAGUAACCUGCCCGGCCUCAUCCUGACGUCAGAGCACUGCAACAGGGGCUCCCAGGUUCCUCGUCACUGGAUGUCAGAGGACAGUAAACAUGUUCUGAUCCAGAUCCUGUGGGACAACUUGAAGCUGCAUCAGGACCCGGUCCAACCUCUGUACAUCGUCUGGAACACGUACAGGCUAAACUGUACUCUGUUGUUAGAGCAUGUGGGCUACCCGACGUCGCGUCCGGUGCCGGAGGAGGAGAAGCCGUUCAGCGAGGAGCUUCUGCAGGGCGUGGUGAGGAGCAUCCAGAGGAACGACCUGAACCGACCCAUGGCUCAGCUACUGCAGCUGCAGGCGCACACGCUGGGGGUCAAGAGGCAAAGGAGUUUGUACAGAGACAUCCUGUUCCUGGCGCUGGUGGCUCUGGGAAAAGACAACAUCGACAUCGAUGCCUUCGAUCGGGAGUACAAGCUGGCGUACGACCGUCUGACGCCCAACCUGGUCAAACUGACCCACAACUGUGACCGUCCUCCCAGUACGGGGGUCAUGGAGUGUCGCAGGACGUUCGGAGAGCCUUACCUGUAAGCCCCGCCCCCUCCGCACCAAAGUCUCCACUUUAAGACGAGCUCAGGAAACUGGACGUGGCACCGGCGAGGAGGCGGGGCCACGUUGGCUGACCCAUUAACAGACUAGCGACGCUCCCGAGGCUGUGAAAACCCCACAGCCCAGACUUUUACCCAACAAACACCACAUGAAGAAGGAGUUUAGCAAUAUAUGAACUAUUUAUACAAACCACAGCUUUAUUUAUUGUCGGGUCUGUUCUCUGUGCGUUCCUUUCCUUUGGUUGUUGUCGUUUCAGUUACAGUCGAAUCAUUUCCACAGUGUUUAUCGUUGUGCUUUAACAUUGUGGGCGUAGAAAAACUCAGACUUUUAGAUUCAGAGAACGGUUUACGCUGCAUUCACCCAUAAAGACCCAGUUCGACAUUUGGGACACCCAAAUAAGUUUUUUUCUCUAUUAAACUUGAUUUAUCACCGUUUAUUAUAGUAUUAAACUCUAUAUUUAACAUUUUUUCAUAUUUAAUUUCCUAUAUUUAAUUUAGAUGUUCAUGAA
This is a messenger RNA of Sphaeramia orbicularis (orbiculate cardinalfish), 6783 nucleotides long. Its product is annotated as C-myc promoter-binding protein-like. Lineage: Eukaryota; Metazoa; Chordata; Actinopteri; Kurtiformes; Apogonidae. Gene Ontology annotation, biological process: regulation of Rab protein signal transduction. The coding region runs from base 243 to 6257 and encodes 2004 amino acids. Gene Ontology annotation, molecular function: protein binding. Gene Ontology annotation, cellular component: cytoplasmic vesicle; ESCRT I complex. The transcript is spliced from 35 exons. The record is from RefSeq and is a predicted model, not a curated record.